AUGGUCGCCAUGCUUGCUACUACGGAAAAGAUUGUUCGUGCCAUUAGUCGUGGUCAGGUCUGUGGACUUUUCAUCUUAAAAGUCUGUCCGCUGCGCGAUGAUGAACUGUGCAAAAAUCUUGAGUCCGGUCUAACAGCAAGCUACACAACCUCCCUCGAUCUGCUCACAGAGUCGGAAGUCCUCUUCUCGACGGACACGGCAAAGCACACACUGGAAGCCAUUCUAAAUCCGCGGAAACCCCCUGGCAGCGUAUCAACUUUCAGUGAACAAGAAGACGAACUUCUCCGUGAUGUCGAAGCCUGCGAGACCAGACGCAAAAUAAAUGCAGAUGACGGUAUGAUAGGCAUGCUACAUACUUUGAAUACCUCAAUAGCGGGCAUGGAUGAAGACAUCCAGCAUCUGCUUCAGAAUGCAAACGAACAUGAGUGCAUCGAGAUGCUGGAAUAG
This is a messenger RNA of Penicillium taxi, 447 nucleotides long. RefSeq lists its product as uncharacterized. Bases 1 to 447 code for a protein of 148 amino acids. The transcript has a single exon. The record is from RefSeq and is a predicted model, not a curated record. NCBI's taxonomy places the organism in Eukaryota, Fungi, Ascomycota, Eurotiomycetes, Eurotiales, Aspergillaceae.